This is a messenger RNA of Arabidopsis arenosa, 286 nucleotides long. Lineage: Eukaryota; Viridiplantae; Streptophyta; Magnoliopsida; Brassicales; Brassicaceae. The record is from the annotation of a GenBank genome assembly.
UCAAGAGAGAAAAGGAUCAUUCAUUGUGGAAGUUGUGGUGAAGCUGGGCAUAACACAAGGAGCUGCAAAAAUGUUGGAGUUAUACCUCCAAAGAAAGGCAAAGGGAAGACCACGGAAGAUGGAUGUGAAGGACCAAGUCAACCAACUCAAAGCCAAGUCAUUGACUAACAUGUCAGGGAAUGAAGGAUUAAUGGUGUUUUAGUUUAUGAAAUCUGGGAUUUUGAUUUAUUUUUGGAUGUAAAACUCAGAUUAUGAUGUAAUUUUGGAUUAAAGUUUGGAUUCUAUU